CCCGGCUGGCCGGCCGCGGGCCCCGGGGCGCGACUGCGGCGCGAUGCGGGCGGCCGCGGCGGCGUCUACGAGCACCUCGGCGGGGCGCCCCGGCGCCGCAAGCUCUACUGCGCCACCAAGUACCACCUCCAGCUGCACCCGAGCGGCCGCGUCAACGGGAGCCUGGAAAACAGCGCCUACAGUAUCCUGGAGAUCACGGCGGUGGAGGUGGGCAUCGUGGCCAUCAAGGGGCUCUUCUCUGGACGGUACCUGGCCAUGAACAAGAGAGGACGGCUGUACGCUUCG
Messenger RNA from Herpailurus yagouaroundi (jaguarundi), 285 nucleotides. It is a transcript of the gene FGF3, whose product is annotated as fibroblast growth factor 3. Gene Ontology annotation, molecular function: growth factor activity. The transcript has 2 exons. The record is from RefSeq and is a predicted model, not a curated record. NCBI's taxonomy places the organism in Eukaryota, Metazoa, Chordata, Mammalia, Carnivora, Felidae. The annotation marks the transcript as partial.